GUCUUAGUGGCCGGGGCUGGGUUUGGUGAGGGGAAGUUAGUAAUGGGUGAGUCCGCAGGUUUAGGGUUGAGGUCAAAUGUUGUCUUUCUUUGGGUGUGAUGGAGCUAAAGAAAGAAUGUGGUAUUCUUGUUGCUUAAGGUUGUUUUGUCUGCAAUUUUUUGCUGCUUGGACUCGCCUGCUACUUGACUAACCGCAUAUGCUUUUCAACUUAGUUCAAGAACUCUCCCAUCUAAUUCAUGGAACGAUAGCUUUUUUGGUAAAAAUAUAUUUUUCUUGUUGUGGCUUCCAUGCUUUUCUUACCAUUUGUUUUCCCCCUUUUUAUAUAGAUCUUAAGGUUUCUGCUUGGUUUAUAAUGAACACAGUGGCAUCAUGGAGCGUGAUUUCUAGUGCAUGAAGUUAAGUUGUGGCUGUACAAAUUUUCUGCUUGUUGAAUAUUAUAGGCUUGGGUCAAGAUUGGAGAAUAUCUAUAUAUGAAGGAAUUUCCAAAGAGUCGCAGUGAGGAGUAUCUUAAAACUAAGACCAAGAGGCUAUUGAAGCUCACAAUUCUCAUAGAUUUGGACAUGUUUCAAUUAGAAAGUAGAAAUAAGAGUCACCGCUGGAAUUUAAGCUAUUUCUUCUAUGUCCGGGAAUGAAAUUACUGGUAUCCACAACUUCUUUGAAGAAAACAGCAGUCAUCAAUCUUCUUCUUAUAUUGGUAGCAGGUUCAGGCCAUAUCAUUUCCAGCAUCAAUCCAUGGAUUGGUACCCGGGCAAUGACUAAAGUGACUCAAUCUUCUUAUAUUGGUAGCUGACACUUCCGGGCCUUCGUAAUUAUUUAGUUUAUGUUUUUGUUCAUGAAAACCAUUUUGCCAAGAUUCUGAUCAAGGAAAUGUUAGGCUACCCUUUCAGACACCUUUUGGCAUAGGAUCUCAGUUCAGUCUGAAACAACAUUUCAAUAAAAGCCAAGGCAAAAUCCAACAAUUAAACUUGAAUGACUUGAUGCAUGUUUCAACAGCUCUACAGGGAAGGUCUGGUCAGGGGAAAUUUCAGCGAGAAGGUGCAAUUCCUGAUAAUCUUAGUUUAAUGCAGAGAGGCUUAGCUAAUUUUGGAUCUCAAGAGGGAAAUUCUCCUGGCUAUGUUUCUGGCUUUCCUGGAAGUUUGGAAAAACCAGAUGUAACAGCAUCCCCAGUUAGUUUUGACUUUCUUGGUGGUCAUCAGCAGCUUGGUGGCCAACAUUCUGGAAUGUCGCAGCCUCACCAAAUGCAUCAGCAAGGCCCUAAUGACACGCAAUGGAAGCAGCACCUGAUUGCCAUGCAGAUGCAAGAAAUUCAACGGCAGCAACAGUUUCAGCAGCUGCAUUUAGGAGCAAGGCAGCACAAUCCUUUUAACCAGAUGUUUGGUGCAACUGGACAGGGUGCUGCUGAUGAGUUGCCAGGUAUGCUGAGUGGCAUGCCUGUUGCAAAUGCAGUCAACUACAUGCCAGCUGACCUCAUGGGGUCUCAAUCAAAGUCAACAAAUAAUUCUCAUUUGUUUAUUGCUGGAAACAUGAAUUGGGCACAGCGCAGCAUACCCAUGAUGCAAGGUAUUCCAAAUGGGCUUAUAUAUUCACAGGACCAAGGUCAGUUGAUGCAUUCCAUGGGAUUUGUUCCUCGGACUUUAGAUCAAUCUUUGCAUGGAACUCCUGUUUCAGGUAAUAUGGGAUCUCUGAAUCAUUACUUCCAGUUACAAGGUAUGCCAAAUGAUAGCACAUCAGUUGACUUGAUGUCAAAAUUAGGUGAGAAUCAUGCAGAAAGGACAUCAGUGCAAUCAUCUGGACUUAAUGACUUCCACAAUGAUCAGCGUCCCAUCUCAAAUGAAGGUUACUCAGGUGCUAGUUUUGUUGGGGGAAGGCAGGGAGCUCAAGAAAAAACUCUGUUUGGUAAUGCUUUAGUCCAAGGUGCUGACAGUGGUUCUGUUUCGGGAAGCAUUCAUCAAUCAAAUCAUUUGUCAGAAAGGGUUCAAGUUCAAGAAUUUCAGGACGGAAGGGCGCAAACUGAUUGGUUAGGUAAGUCUCAUAACAGCAUCACAGCACAAGUUGCCCCUUCUCACAUGGCGACUAGUCUAGAUCCAACUGAAGAAAAAAUCCUGUUUGGUGUUGAUGACAAUGCCAAUUGGGAUGCUCCUCUUGGGGUGAGUAGUAGCAAAGUUGCAGGAACUUAUCUGAAUGGAUAUCCCAUGCAGAAUAAUGACUGCCUCAAUGUAUUUCCCUCACUUCAGAGUGGUACUUGGAGUGCUUUAGUGCAGGAGGCAUUAGAAGUGUCCAGCAGUGACACAGGUCAACAGGAGGAGUGGAGUGGAUUGAGUCUCCAGAAAGUAGAACCACAGGCAGGAAAUCAUUUGGUUUUGUUGAGUGAUAAUGACAAGCAGAAUGUUGCAAGAGAUGCUGAAAACAACCUGCAUGAUACACUACGAUCAAAGCAUUUUCCAUUGUUAAAUGAUACUACAGCCAGACAUUGCUUAAAUUCUGUACCUAGUUCUCAGCAACCUAUCAAGUACUCAUAUGAACAAAAUGAAAGGUUAGAAACUGAUCAUUCUAUUCGAUCUGUUCAGCAGUUAUCCAAGAAAACAAGUGAUGCACAAUUUGCCCAGAAUUAUCAGCCGUACAACUUCAUUGGGAAUAGUUUUCAAGAAAGACAACGGCAGUUGAAUGCUUCUAAUGAUGUUUGGGUUGUCCAGGAGCACCAGCAAGCAAUGCAACAGAUGGAUUCUUCAGAAAUGGGAUCAAAUUCUCAGGGAAUUCAGCAUUCUUGGAUCCAACAACAGAAAAUGCCUUUUUACAAUAUGAAUAGCCAGUUGGGUAACAAAAUAAGCAGUUGGGGCAUCGAAUCACCAUCUUCUAGUGGAAGUCGUAAUUUUAAAAAUGAUGAUAACGGUGACCUGAAUCAAUAUGCUCGAAGCAAUGACAUAAACACUACAAUGAACAUUGAAAUGGGUCAUGCUAGAAACUUGGGAAUGUUUGGUGAAAGUAAGGAUGCUGUGUCCCUGAGUUCAGUUGGAGGGCCAGAAUCGGUUAAAUCUGAAACUAAUAACCAAAAGAUGGCUCGUGAACAUUCCUAUGUUGCUAACUUAGCUGAUUUUAUGAAUCCCAGCACUUUUAGAUCAAACACGGUAAUAAAUCAACAGCUGCAAAAUAGACAGACAGGGCAUCCUUUUAAACAUAUUGCUGGCCCUUUGUUCAUGAAAGAUAAAGAAGCAAAUCAAGUUAAUGACCAGAAGCAGCUAAGUGCAUGUACACAAGACUGGGAUCCAACUCCAGGUCACACCAAUAAAGAAUCAGGUGAAGCACAUGGCCAUGCUUUUAGCCACUUGAACACUAGUCAUGAAACUGGUGAUGGACGAAAUGAGAAUGAGAGAGAUGAUUCUUUGUUAGCUCGAAGUGACCAUUUGCAUUUGAUCAGUGGUGGCCAAAAAUUCUCUGAUCAAUCUGAUCGAAAAUCUUUGGGUUCCCAGAGGUUUCAAUUUCAUCCCAUGGGAAAUCUGGAGAUAAACGUGGAAACAGCUAAUCAAGAAAGCCACAAAUCACAGUCUCAAGGUCCUGCUCAUCCUAUGAUGUGGGGAUUGAAAAAUCAAGAGAAAGAAAAUUUUGGAAACUCUCAGUUAGUUGGUCAUGUUGCCUCAACUAAUUCAACUGACAUUGGAAAGGAUUGCUUUAUUGAUCCCAAAAAAAAUUCAACUUUAGCAGAAUCACCACAUACAGGCACAUUUUCUGGGCAUAAUCCAGCUAUACAAUCUUUCAGCGCAACAACGGCUCGCUUCUCCCAAGAAAAGAGGAUUGGUCUUCCUAGUCAAAAUGUUCAUAUGCUUUUUGACAAGUCGGAUCAAUCAGAUGAUUGUAGUAGUACUGCCAAACAGAACAAUUUUGAAAACAAUUCAUCGUCUGGUAUGCCCGAGGGAGUUGCUUCUGAUGGGCCAAUAUCUCAUGUGCAACGUAUACAAGCAAAUCACCUACACGGCAUUGGUUUAAAACUGGCUCAUCCACCUCAGAGGCAGUCCGUGGUAGGCAAUCCCUUGCUCAUGCGUGCACCAGCUGAAGGUACUCCUCAAACAUGGUCGUCAUCCCCCAGUUCAUCUGUAUCUUUGCCAACCAUUCAUGAAACUAAUCGAAGAGAAAACUUGGAUUAUAAAACAAGUAUGUCUCCUCAGAACAUGAAAGAUGCCUUGUAUUCAAAUACCAAAGGGAACUCAUUGGGGAUGAUAACUAACAUAAGAAAUCAGCCUGUAGUUCAGCAACAGCAGCUGCAGCAGCAGAGCAUUUCAUAUGCUUCUAGACAGGCACAGUUUGACCUGUCUGUGAAUCAAUCGUUUGGAAGCAAAGUGAAUGCUGAUGGCCAUCCUAAACAUAUUCAUCUUCCACAGCCACAGGACCCUCAUGAUAGAUCUCUAGCUAAUCAAACUUCUCAAGCAUUGUUUCCAGGCAUGCCUGGUAAAGUUUCUGCUUCUAGAUUUGCUUCCUUUCCUGACAAUGGUUCACCCUUACCUUCACAUUUAUACUCCCAACAAAGCGGAGAUUCUGAUAUGAUAAAUGCUAGCUCCGAUAGAAGAAAUGUGAACCAACUGCUCCAAGUCGUAGAAACUGUGUCAGCCAAUCUUCCUUCUGCUGCAUCAGUUGAAUCGCAGCAAGGUCACUUUUCUAACUUUUUCAAUAAUGCAUGGAGAAAUGCAGCCACUCAGCGACCUUCUGGAUUACAGUCUCAGAAGAUUCCUUCAAAUUUACUUCAGUCAUUGAAUCCUUUAAGGCCCCCACAUCAAGAUGAUCAAUGUGCAAAUAUGGGAGGAAAUGCUUCAUCUGAGGUAGGGGCUUGCUCUUUCAAUUCACAGCAAUUUACCUAUGGAGAAGAAAAUCCACUAAAAGGUACAAAUUCGGAGCAAAACCACGCAAUGGGUGUGGAUCUAUCUCCUAAAGUGGCCAAUACAUCUGAGGUGCAGGAGCAAGAGUCCAAAAAUAUCUCAAAUAAAAGUUCUGCUGUUUCUAUUUGCUCUUCGGAUGGUUUUAAUCAGCAAGACGAUAAAAAGGGAAGGGAAAAAGUGACCUUUCCAACUGUUUUGCCUUCCAGUAAUGAUGUUCAAACACAUAGUUACUCUUUGCUGCAGCAAAUGCAAGCCAUGAAGGGAACGGACUCUGAUCAAAGUAAAAUAGUUAAUAUGAGGCUUAAAGGAUCCGAAUCUGCUUGCAGAGGAUCAGAUGCAGGUGCACAACCUAGUGAUAUGAAAAUUUUAAGCUUUUCUUCCAGGGAGAUUGAAGAGAGAAGUGGCAAUUCAUCUAACCACCUUGUUAUUGGAGAGUUGGCAUCUCGCAAGCCAACUUCCUCUACUGUGCUGCCUGAACUACAGAACGGUUCGCUGAGUAGUUCUGUGCUUAAUCUUACUGGAACGAAUGCGCGACACCUGGUUAAUCCUCAAAUGGUUCCAUCAUGGUUUGAGCAAUACGGAAACUAUAAGGACUGUCAGACUUCAGGAUUGUCCGACAGCCUUGGAAGUUCUCAGAGGAGCACCAAAGCUGGUGCUCAGCAUUACUUUUAUGCAAAAGCUUCUGAACAAAUGGAUAAUGAUGCCAUGAUGAAAAGGAGAUGUGAUAGUAUCUCAGAGAAUUCAUCGCCUUCUGCUGUGGCUGCAGAUUCUCAUUCAUCUCCUCAUCUAAAAGUGCCAGAUGAAAGUUUGGUUUUGGUGAGAAAGAAACGAAAAAUUGCCUCAUCGGAUCUGCAUUCAUGGCACAAGGAGGUUACUCAAAAUUCACGAAGCUUGCAAAGCUUCAGCUUGGCUAAGAUGGAAUGGGCUCAGGCUACCAAUAGGCUGAUUGAGAAGAUUGAAGAUGAUGUUGAAGCUAUGGAUGAUGUUACAUCAAUAACUCGGCCGAAGAGGAGGCUCGUCUUGACCACUCAGCUGAUACAACAACUCUUUCCUCCUGUACCUGCCAAAUUUCUUUUCCAGGAUUCUGUGAUGUCCUAUGAGAAGGUGAUUUAUUACCUUACUAGACUAACACUUGGAGAAGCAUGCAGCCUGAUCUCAGUAUUGGGAAAUGAUUCAGGAUUGCAGUUAGAAAGUAGGAACACUAUACCGGAAAAAAAUGAUACACCCAAGAAGAAGCGAGAAGAAUUUUUCCUAAAUAUUGUGGAUAAUUUCAUUUUGAGGUUACGGAGGCUCCAGAGUAAUUUUUUGAGGUUGGAAGGUGGUUCCACAGUCGUUGAUUUUAGAAUGGAAUGUCAAGAUGUGGAGAGAGGUUCUAUUAUAAACCGGUUUGCAAAAUUCCAUGGUCGUGGUCCUGUGGAUGGGAUUGAUGGCUCAUCUGCCUCAGAAACUACACCCCGUCGAUCAUUUCCGCAGAGAAAUGUGUCUGUGUUACCAAUGCCAAGAAAUCUUCCUGAUGGGGUGAUAUGCCUUUCACUCUGAAUUUGUCAAGUGAUUCUACUUCUAUUGUAGUUGCAAUCACCAGAUUUAGCCCUCCCCGUGCUAUGUUGUAGUACGUGAUAAUUCUGCAAGCAAAACAUUUGCCAAAUGCUGGUCGGGGAGUACUAAUUGCAUCUUCUUUACUGGGAAAAAGCCUGAGGCAACCUCGUGGAAGAGCUUUCAUCCUUCGGUGCCUUUAUAUCCUCUUUUUUGCCCCAAGUACAGGUUCCUCGUGUAAAUUCUGCCCCAACACCAAAAAAAAAAAAAAAAAUCUAUGCUUCCAUAUCAUUUUUCACAAAAUGGAGAGGAGGGCUUUUAGCAUAUAUUCUUUUGUUUUUAUGAGAAAUGAUCAAGAUAUUCAGGUUGUAGCCUAAAUGAACAGAUUCCCUAUGGGCUUUUCAGCAUCUGGUUCUGGUAACUAGUUAGGAAAUAUCAAAUAUGUUCUUCUUGAGAUGAUGCUUCUCUUCUGUCUUAUGGGGGUUUUUUUUUGUGAAAAAAUGUGCAGAUGUGUGCAGGCAAAAGGGACUUUUUCAAAAUCUAGGUUUUUUCACCCUCGACCGUUAACUUUCCUUUUUAUAUAGAGGAUAAUAUUCGGUCAGUUCAUUGUUGUUGCAGUUCAAAUUUGUACCCAGAAAGCAAUGGAAUAUUAUCAUAUAAAUUGUCUUUUGCCUUUUGAACGUUUCAUUGCCAAAGGACAAAAGUAUUAAUUAUUGAAAGUC
This is a messenger RNA of Dendrobium catenatum, 7120 nucleotides long. RefSeq lists its product as uncharacterized. NCBI's taxonomy places the organism in Eukaryota, Viridiplantae, Streptophyta, Magnoliopsida, Asparagales, Orchidaceae. The record is from RefSeq and is a predicted model, not a curated record. Bases 978 to 6404 code for a protein of 1808 amino acids. The transcript has 9 exons.